This is a messenger RNA of Candidozyma auris, 405 nucleotides long. Its product is annotated as mitochondrial pyruvate carrier. The transcript has a single exon. The coding region runs from base 1 to 405 and encodes 134 amino acids. NCBI's taxonomy places the organism in Eukaryota, Fungi, Ascomycota, Pichiomycetes, Serinales, Metschnikowiaceae. Gene Ontology annotation, molecular function: pyruvate transmembrane transporter activity. Gene Ontology annotation, biological process: pyruvate import into mitochondria. The record is from RefSeq and is a predicted model, not a curated record. Gene Ontology annotation, cellular component: mitochondrial inner membrane.
AUGGCCUCUGCUGCUGGACACGCAUCUAAAUUUCAACGUUUUCUCAACGCAGAGACCGGACCGAAAACUGUGCAUUUCUGGGCACCUGUGUUUAAAUGGAGUUUAGUUAUUGCCGGUCUCAAUGACAUUCAAAGACCCGUCGAGAAGUUGUCGGGAACACAACAAUUGGCACUUUUCGCCACCGGUGCCAUCUGGACGAGAUGGGCUGGCUUCGCCAUCAGACCCAGAAACUAUCUUUUGGCAUCUGUAAAUUUCUUCCUUGGUGGUGUUGCAGGCUAUCAGCUCACAAGGAUUGUCAACUAUAGAAGAGCACAGGGCGACAACGCCAGCCAGGUGUUCCACUAUAUUUUCAACGGGCUGGCUGCCAAUGCCGAGCCGGUUAAGACGGAACCUGUCCAGCAAUAA